AUGUCAGUCCCUUCGACUUUUGAUGCAGUGAGAGCACACCUCGCUCAAGUCCAGGAGAACCCCUCCACGGCGUUGGACAUUCCCCUCAUCGACAAGUUGAAGUUGCAACUAGUCGAAUCCACCGCCCCUGUGGUCCCUGCGACCCUCCUAUCCCAAAUUUCGGCCCUUCUUCCCAUCUUGCAAGAAGACCCCACGCCUAUUACAACCCUCGGAAUCACAGCUACUUCCUACUUCACAUUCACCGAUCUCCAAUCUAUCGAUCCUCCGAUCAAUCUUGUCGCUGGCUUCAAAGCCCCAUCACCACCAAUCAACAUCCUAGCCCUUUCGCUAUUGGCUAAAGCCGGACGAAAACAUUGUGAAGCUGCCAUAGUCGCAGGAGAUGCAAACUUGGUGGCUUCACUCGUGGAGCUGUGGCUUUCAACACCUUCGGCUGAGGUCGCACAGGCAGCACUCGACACACUAUGGGCGCUUUUAGAGGUUGAUGUCGCUAAUCAUCUGGAAAAUGGAGAAUAUGAGCAUACUGGCGGUGAAAAUCAUGCAGGACAGGGACUCUUUUGGAGGAGGGUCUUCACCGAUAAGGAUGUCUACGGUCGAUUGUUCGGGCUAUGCAGCCUUCAGAGUGAUGCCCCUGGCGAUCUCUCCAAACGCGAGAGAACACUCGCACAGGGAAGACUAAUGACACUCCUAGUGAAGGCUGGAAAACUACGCUGGGACAUCAUCUCAACCGCGCAAGUACCGGAAAUCGAGGCUAAAUACCAGAGCAACAGUCUCUUGCAUUUUGCAACCUGUCAUAUGGUCGAAGUGGGCGACAUCCUGAUGCAUAUGACGCUAAUGAACUUCUUCCGCGAGUUACUAGAGAUUGAUGGGCCGGGCCUCGUCGCUCGUCGCUCUGUCCAGUCUACUUCCACCUUCUCAUCCCCUGCCCUCGACUUCCUUGUCGCACACAAGCUGCAUUCCAAAGUGCUGACUUAUUAUCUCGAUGAGUCAAAGCUGGACCCAGUGGAUCUUCUUUACCUAUCAGGCCCAAUCAUGGCAUAUGUGGCUCGGUACGCCGAGAUGUAUCCGAACCACUUAUUGCAGAACCCCUCAACCCUACUUGAUGGAAUUAUCUCCCGUAUUAACAGAUCUCUCGCCAUUCCUACAGCUCAAUGGGCACAUGGUGAAGUACCCACAGGUCACCUGGCGAUUUUAGCUUCGCUUCCCCGAGUGCUUCUCGUAGAAGCGGCCAAGCAUGGCGCCAACCCAGUUCUCACAAUUCCCACAAACCCCCCAAAUGCCGAGGCUCUGGAUGUUCUUGCAAAAAUUUUCCACGGGCCUAGGCGAACUGGCAUUUCUGAAUCAAUGAAUUUAAACACAUCCGGCGCAACCCCAACUGACUGGGACCGCGAAGCAGCUGCAGCGCGCAUCCUCUACCUCUUCUAUGUGAACCAACACCCUACUUUCUGGGACAAUGUCGUGGGCGCUGCCGACAUCCUAGUGAUGAAAGAUAUUGCUUUGUCGGCCAUCAUUUUCAUGAGGGCUAUUACAACAGCGAACUGGAAACCCUCACCUUCAGCGCCUGUCACUCCGAAACGAUCACGGUUCCAGCUGCCCUCCGAAGAGGAUCUAGGUCAGCUAUCCCCAGCUACCAGUGGAUUUUUACCCACAUCAGGAGCAUGGGCAGUUCUCACUCCGCCUGCUCUUACCACCCUUCUUCCGUAUCUCUUCAAGCCACCUCGCUCCUAUGCAGAGUUCGUCGGGGGUGGUGCAGGUGAUUCCCAGAGUAUUGUUUGGAAAGUUGCCACUGCAAAGCACGAUGUUCUCGUAGCUCUGCACCGUCGAUUGCAAGAAACGGAUGGUGAGAUGGAAGGAUUCGAAGAUAUCAUGCGAACACUACAACAGCGUGUGAACGAGGGUCCCUGGGGACCUCUGCAAUCUGGCGUUAUGUCACGUCGUGGGGGACCAAAGGGCAAAAAGCCCCCUGGUACUGAGUUUACCUGGGACGCCGACCCUGGCGGGGAGCCGGACACAGCUCCUACCCCGUUGUACCCUAAAUAUACUGUCCCCUUUGCUCGGAAGUUGAGCCCCGCAGAACAAACCCAGGUAGACUACUACCGAGAGUUGCGCGAAACCUUUCACGAGGGACCCUUCUACUCUGUUCUUGAUGCGUCAUCUUCCAGCGCCAAAAAAGGCAGCGCCGCGCGCGCCAAUUUUGACGCUUUCCAUGGCAUGCCCACUUAUUCCGGCCGUUAUCAAAAGAAACGACGCACCCUUCCAAAGAUCACGGGACGGUCUUAUUUCUUGAAGUUCUUUCCCCGCGAGCUAUGGCAAACCCUCCAGCCAAAUUUCCGACCCGACGCGUCCCUGGAUGGCUACCAGACCCAGGUCUCGGCCGCUGGAGUGAAGCGUGGCUUUGAAGAUGAAGAAGACGAAACUGGACCUUCGAAGCGCACGGCCGGCGGCGAAGACGAGGAGGAAGGUGAAGCAGAUGCAGAUGAAACCGCAUUGAUUGAGGGUGAAGAUGAACAGGAAGAGGAAAUUAUGGAUGACGACUUCUCUGAAGAUGAUGAUGAAAUGGGCGGCGAUUACAAUGCCGAACAGUACUUCGAUGAUGGAGAAGAUGAUAUGGGUGAUGAAGACGGUGGAGGUGGCGGCGGCGACGAUGACUUCUGA
Messenger RNA from Penicillium griseofulvum, 2652 nucleotides. RefSeq names its product RPC7 family DNA-directed RNA polymerase III subunit. The record is from RefSeq and is a predicted model, not a curated record. Gene Ontology annotation, cellular component: RNA polymerase III complex. Lineage: Eukaryota; Fungi; Ascomycota; Eurotiomycetes; Eurotiales; Aspergillaceae. The transcript is spliced from 4 exons. Gene Ontology annotation, biological process: transcription by RNA polymerase III. The coding region runs from base 1 to 2652 and encodes 883 amino acids.